AUGGCGGCCGCCAAGCAGAGCGUCAGCAAGCUCAGAGCCUUCAUAGACAGCCCCACCGGGCCAAAGACGACGCACUUCUGGGGUGAGGUUGCCUGCAAGGCCUUCCACUGCCAGGCCGCCUGGGGCCAGGGCCUGAGCGACACGAUGACCAAGCCGCCCGAGACGAUCAGCCGCAACAUGACGGCGGCGAUGUGCCUCUACUCCAUGCUCUUCAUGCGCUUCGCCUGGGCCAUCCAGCCCCGCAACUACCUGCUCUUCGCCUGCCACGCGUCCAACGAGGUGGUGCAGCUCAACCAGAUGCGGCGCUGGGCGACGGUGCAGCCGUGGGCAGAGGUGAGGGAG
This is a messenger RNA of Chlorella variabilis, 342 nucleotides long. RefSeq lists its product as hypothetical. The annotation marks the transcript as partial. The transcript has 2 exons. Gene Ontology annotation, cellular component: mitochondrial inner membrane. Gene Ontology annotation, biological process: pyruvate import into mitochondria. NCBI's taxonomy places the organism in Eukaryota, Viridiplantae, Chlorophyta, Trebouxiophyceae, Chlorellales, Chlorellaceae. The record is from RefSeq and is a predicted model, not a curated record.